Molecule: messenger RNA, 3217 nt
Organism: Salvia miltiorrhiza (redroot sage)
Lineage: Eukaryota; Viridiplantae; Streptophyta; Magnoliopsida; Lamiales; Lamiaceae
Product: subtilisin-like protease SBT2.3
Exons: 10
Coding region: 564-3104 (846 amino acids)
Biological process (GO): proteolysis
Molecular function (GO): serine-type endopeptidase activity
Source: RefSeq, a predicted model, not a curated record
UUGCAGAUUCACUCCUGUCUCUUAUUUUUUGGCUUCAAUACAUGUGUCCCUCAAAUUAUAUAUUCACCAAACCCAUCAACGAAUUGCAUAAAUCAUACGAGAAAAGAAGCAAAAUAAAAGAAGCGAUAGAAUGAAAUAAAUGCCAAUACUCAUUAAUGAACAGACAGGGGUCAUAGACACAUAGUGCCUAACAUUUGUGUGUGUCUAUUAUAAUUAUAAUAACUAUUCUAAUAAAUGUGGAUAGUUAAGUGAUUGAGGUCUCGGAGUUUCUCUCUUUACAGGUGGUGAGUGGUGGGAAAAGGGUUUCUUUUCUUCUACUGGAAAAGAAGAAGCUUGUGCUGGAAAACCAUUAAAGGCUGGGAGUUGUGUACAUCUUGGAGGAAGGGUUGUACCUCUGCAUUUCAAGAAAGUGUGAAAGAUUGAAUCUUGCGCCAGGGAGACACUUCUCUGGGAUAUGGGAUUGGGAGGUUGUACUUCUUGAAGAAAGCGUCGUGCCCUUCUCAUUCAAGGGAGAAUUCUGUGUUUUUAGUUGCUGGUGAUUGUUGAAAAGGGAAGCUUUUGCAAUGCAAAUGGAGGGCAGGCGGGGAGUUGGGUUUUUCGGUUUAGUACUUUGUUUGGCUGUGUUUGUGGGCUGCAGUUCUGCUCAGAGUGAUUCAGAUAAUGUUACUGCUGUGUAUAUUGUGACUCUCAAACAAGCCCCUACUUCUCAUUACUACGAUGACGAGCUUAGAGUUAAGCAAGGCCGCCAUAAUAAACGCAAUGGGUCUGAAGGAAUGAGUAGAUUAGAUAAACCAAGAAAUACAUCAAGGAUGGAUAGGGGUCAUAAGCCGUACAUAGACCGUGUGCAUGAUUCUCUCUUAAAACGAGCAUUAAAGGGCGAAAAGUAUCUGAAGCUCUACAGCUACCGUUUUCUAAUAAAUGGAUUUGCUGUGCUUGUCACUCAACAGCAGGCUUACAAGCUGUCAACAAGGAGGGAGGUGUCAAAUGUGGUAUUGGAUUUCUCAGUUAGGACUGCUACUACUCAUACACCCCAGUUUCUUGGUCUUCCUCAAGGAGCAUGGGCACAAGAAGGCGGAUUUGAUACAGCGGGAGAAGGGGUUGUUAUUGGAUUCAUCGACACUGGAAUUGAUCCCAUGCACCCUAGCUUCUCUGAUGAUACACCCGAAAAGCCAUACCCCAUUCCACAGCAUUUCUCAGGUAUUUGUGAGGUCACACGAGACUUUCCAUCCGGAUCCUGCAACAGAAAGCUCGUUGGGGCUCGCCAUUUUGCAGCCUCUGCGAUUACCAGAGGGAUUUUUAAUGCCACACAGGACUAUGCUUCACCAUUUGAUGGCGAUGGCCAUGGGACGCACACAGCUGCUAUUGCAGCAGGAAAUCAUGGAAUUGCAGUUGUAGUUGCUGGACAUACCUUUGGAAAUGCCAGUGGAAUGGCUCCUCGUUCGCACAUUGCUGUUUAUAAGGCGUUAUACAAGAGUUUCGGAGGAUUUGCUGCAGAUGUGGUUGCUGCCAUAGAUCAGGCUGCACAGGAUGGAGUGGACAUAAUAAGCUUGUCGAUAACUCCAAACAGGCGACCUCCUGGCAUUGCCACUUUCUUUAAUCCCAUAGACAUGGCUCUACUGUCGGCAGUCAAGGCAGGGAUUUUUGUUGUACAGGCAGCAGGAAACACGGGGCCGUCUCCCAAGAGCAUCUCAUCCUUUAGUCCAUGGAUCUUCACUGUUGGCGCUGCAGCCCACGACAGGAUCUAUAGUAACUCUAUAAUCCUAGGCAACAACAUCACAAUCUCCGGAGUUGGACUUGCUCCUGGAACCGACAAAGACUCAAUGUACACAUUGGUUUCCGCUGUCCACGCCUUAAACACAACAGCAGCCGCUAAUGACAUGUAUGUUAGCGAAUGCCAAGAUGCCGGCAACUUUAAUCAGAGUGUUGUCAAAGGGAAUCUUCUUAUCUGCAGCUACUCUAUUCGGUUCGUUCUCGGGCUCUCCACCAUCAAACAAGCUUUAGAAACCGCGGAUAACCUUAGUGCAGCUGGCGUCGUGUUCUACAUGGAUCCUUAUGUUAUCGGCUUCCAGCUCAACCCGAUUCCAAUGAGGAUCCCUGGUAUUAUAAUCCCAUCACCCGAUGAUUCAAAAAUCUUACUACAUUAUUACAAUUCUUCUUUGGAGAGAGAUGAAAGCUCAAAGAAAAUUGUUAAAUUUGGGGGACUAGCAAGUGUUUCUGGUGGAAUCAAAGCAAAUUUCAGCCACUCUGCGCCCAAGGUUAUGUAUUAUUCUGCUAGAGGACCAGAUCCAGAAGACAAUUUUCUUGAUGUUGCUGACAUACUAAAACCAAACGUCGUUGCACCCGGAAACUUCAUAUGGUCUGCUUGGAGCUCACGUGGCAUGGACUCGAUUGAAUUUCUAGGUGAGAGCUUUGCAAUGAUGUCUGGAACAAGCAUGGCAGCUCCUCACAUUGCUGGACUUGCAGCCUUGAUCAAGCAGAGGUUUCCCUCUUUCUCUCCGUCUGCAAUUGGAUCCGCGCUCUCGACAACGGCUUCCCUCAAUGACAAAAACGGUGGGCCGAUCAUGGCGCAACGCGCUUACACCAAUCCCGACGUGAACCAGUCUCCGGCCACUCCCUUCGAUAUGGGGAGUGGAUUUGUUAAUGCUACCGGAGCGUUGGAUCCCGGUCUCAUUCUUGAUUCAAGCUAUGACGAUUACUUGUCAUUCCUGUGUGGCAUCAACGGUUCGUCUCCGGUGGUCCUCAACUACACGGGAGCGAGCUGUGGGGGUUCGACCCUGAAUGCCACGGACCUCAACCUGCCCUCGAUCACUGUAUCGAAGCUGAACCAGUCCGUGAGCGUGCAACGAGUCGUGACCAACGUUGGGAGCAACGAGACGUACAGUGUGGGGUGGAGUGCGCCUUACGGAGCUUCGGUGAAGGUGACGCCGACACACUUCUCUAUCGGUAGUGGAGAGAAGCAGGUGUUGAUUGUGUUCAUUAACGCCACCAUGAACAGUUCAGUUGCAAGCUAUGGGAGGAUUGGGUUGUUUGGGAAUCAAGGCCAUUCUGUCAAUAUUCCUCUCUCUGUCAUUCUCAAGAUUUCAUACAAUAACACUGCUGGUUGAUUUCACUAUGGAUACUAAUGAUAUUCCAUGUAAUUUUCAACUACAUUUUGAUUUUUUGAUUGGUUACUAUGUAAAUUCUUUGAGAUGCAGAAAUAGUAGUUGCCUGCUGACAA